AUGGCCACUGAACAUGUUCAUCAUCUACAAACUUUGUUGGAUGAUGAUUGUUGGCAAUUAUUUGUCAAACAUGCCUUUGGAGAUAAUUUUGACCAGAAUAACUUCAAAGAGUUGCAAGUACUUGGCAAACCAAUAGUGGACAAGUGCAAAGGUCUUCCGUUAGCAAUAAAAUCUCUUGGUGGAUUGCUACGUUCAGAAGGUAAUGCCAGGAAAUGGGAGGACAUACUUAACAGUGACACAUGGGAAGAGUUGUACAAGAAGGAGGGUUCCAUUCUUUCAGCUUUAUGGUUGAGCUAUCGUCACUUGCCUACACAUCUCAAGCAAUGUUUUGCGUAUUGUUCCAUCUUUCCUAAAGAUUAUGAAUUUGAAAGAGAAAAAUUGAUUUUGUUAUGGAUGGCAGAAGGAUUUUUGCCAAUGGAUACGAAAAGUAAAAAGAUGGAGGAAUUUGGAAAGGAAUACCUUGAAGAUCUCUUAUCAAGGUCCUUCUUUCAAAAUUCAAGUAAGAAUGAAUCCCUUCUCCAAAUGCAUGACCUCGUACAUGAUCUAGCCAUACUUGUAUCAGGUGAUUUUUGUUCCAGAUUAGACUUGAGCCAUGAUUUACUUGGCUUUUCAACAAAUAUUCGUCAUGUGUCAUAUAAGGGAAAGUCGGACAAUCUUAACAAACUUACCAGUUUGAGUAAAGCUAGUUGUCUGCGUAGCUGCUUAAAUUGUUAUGUCAAAUCGGAGCUGGUAUCGAACUCCUUCAUCCAGCUUUCGAUUAUAUGA
Molecule: messenger RNA, 765 nt
Organism: Cannabis sativa
Lineage: Eukaryota; Viridiplantae; Streptophyta; Magnoliopsida; Rosales; Cannabaceae
Product: putative disease resistance RPP13-like protein 1
Exons: 1
Coding region: 1-765 (254 amino acids)
Biological process (GO): defense response to other organism
Molecular function (GO): ADP binding
Source: RefSeq, a predicted model, not a curated record